UGUCAGAUGUAGCUUCUUGUGUCUUCUCAUUAGCACCAAUAUUUUAUUUUACUGGGUUUGUUUAAGGCUUCUUUGUGGAACUUCGAGGUUGAAACUGACACGAUGCGGAAUGACUCGUCAUUGCUCCUCAAAGCUACUUUAUUUCUCCUUCCACGUCAUAUUGGGAACUUUCAAGCGCAAUCACGGUAGCUACUGCAGAACGAACAACAGUCGGAAAGCAGUACGUACUUGGCUCACGCACAUUGUAAAUCAUUUUUGGGAUUAGUCGACUUGUCCGAAGAUCCUGAUUUUCAAGAUCAGCCACUUUUGUGAAGGAGUCUUCAGGCUGGGGUUUUGAGAAUUGUGUGUGAAGGAGUCCGGAGGUUCACAACGUUUGCGAAGAUGAAGAAGCUCUGCGCUCUCGUGAUGAUUCUCCUGGUGAUGGCAUGUACGCCUUGCCAUGGCCAGAAGGAUAUUUGCAUCGUGGGUAGUGGAAUGGGCGGGGCGUCGGUAGCUUAUUUUCUGAAGGAGUAUGCGCAGGCGCCUCUGCAGAUUUCCAUAUUCGAGCAGAGCGAUAGGGUUGGGGGGCGCAUGUCCUUGGUAGAGCUCGAAGGGGACACAUUCGAGGCAGGGGGUUCUGUCAUCCACCCUAAAAACUUGCACAGUUUGAAAUUUACGGAGCUCUUGGGACUGAAUCGAACCACUGGCGACGACGAUGAUAGUUUCGGAAUUUGGGAUGGAACCCAGUUUGUGUUCCAGACCGCUCGUGCUGGCGAUUCCAUCUUUUCCAAGACCUUCACUCAGAUUAUGAAUACGCUGUCGAUCAUGUGGAGGUAUGGCCUUAGCUUGUGGAAGAUGCAAACUUAUACCAAUGGAAUGCUGGAUAACUUUAUGCAAAUCUACAAAGAUGAUCGUCCGGCGUUUGACACAGUCGAAGAGCUGCUUAAAUCGGUGGACCUCUACAACAGAACUCAGUACACUUUAGAAGAGUUGCUGCUGGAGGCGGGACUGUCUAGGCUCUUGAUUGAUGAGCUUAUCACGGUCACCAUGCGGAUCAACUACGGCCAGAAUGUGAGCAUAAGUGGAAUGGCAGGGGCUGUCUCGAUUGCAGGAUCCCAAGGAGGGUUAUGGGCCGUGGUUGGAGGUAACUGGCAGUUAGCAGAUGGUUUGAUUCGUCACACAAAUGCCUCGUUGUCCUUGAACCACAAAGUGGUGUCCGUCACUGCCGUCGAAGAAAAGUACGAGUUAGCUUUCGAACAAGGUACUGCAACAUGUGAUGUUGUCGUGAUGGCAACGCCAUUGGAUGAGUCCAAAAUCACUUUUAUACCCUCUGUCAAUCUCCUCAAGCGACACAUGCAACAUACGUACACUACCUUUGUGCGUGGACUGCUGAAUCCGGGUUAUUUUGGCGCCACCUGCAAUACUAUCCCAGAUUUGAUUGGAACCAAGGAGGAUUCAAAGAUUCCCUUUUCUUCCAUCAGCGUUCUCAAGGAGUACAAUGCAACUGACAAAGCUUACAAGAUCUUCUCUCGUGCUCCAUUCACGGAUGAGCUUCUCGACCUCAUUUUCAGCACCCACAGGAGCACCAUUCGCAUCGACUGGCCUGCAUACCCGCACUAUUCGGCACCUGAGAGAUUCUCUCCUUACGUCUUGGAUGGGAAGCAUCUAUACUACAUUAAUACAUUCGAAAGUGCUGCGAGCGCUAUCGAGACAGCUGCAGUUUCGGCACAAAAUGUGGCUCGGCUCGUCCUCUCCCAUCUCUCUGCAGGUAGCUUACGAACGCCAAGUGUUAAGGGCGUCAGUGUGCAGGAUGUGGACGAUGACCUUUAGGCCUGUGUAACGCAUACUAUUCAAUCGUUUAUAGAUUCAUCGUACCUUCCUGAGAACCUGCGAAUUCGUUGGUUCGUGCUUACAAAAACUAUCAUUACCAGCAGGAAGUGUGACGGUGUUGUAACUAGUAUGCCAACACUUAAUGGUUACGACUGACAAGGGCAGAUUCCGAUCA
Physcomitrium patens is the source of this 1984-nucleotide messenger RNA. RefSeq names its product farnesylcysteine lyase. NCBI's taxonomy places the organism in Eukaryota, Viridiplantae, Streptophyta, Bryopsida, Funariales, Funariaceae. Gene Ontology annotation, molecular function: prenylcysteine oxidase activity. Gene Ontology annotation, biological process: prenylated protein catabolic process; prenylcysteine catabolic process. The record is from RefSeq and is a predicted model, not a curated record.